GCCACCGCCGGGAAGAUGGGUCAAAAAUGGGUUAGAUAUAGAAGCAUUGCACAUAAAGAAAGCUUAAAGCUUAGUGGUGGUUCUUCAUUCUAGAAGUAGAAGUCCCAUCAUGCCAGCUUUUUUUCUCUCUGUGAACCCCACUGAUUGAGUGGGAAUGUGCAGUUCUUUUUUUGUCUUCGGUUUUUCAAUUUUACUUGCUGCAUCGCUGUUUUAGCCUCUGGGACUAAUUGUCCUCCUCCUUUCGUGGCUGUCUCCGUGAGAAGAACCAGUCUGAAGCAGUUGUAGAAGAAGGGAGAAGUGGAGAAGGAGGAGGAGGAGGAGGAAAAGGAAGGGGGAAGAUGUCUAAUUAUGCCUUCUUGAAUGACCAGCUCUCGAAGCGGACCUCCAUUUUUGGUUUGCGCUUGUGGGUUGUUCUGGGUAUUUGCGUUGGUGCCGCCAUUGUCAUCGUUCUCUUCCUCAUUUCGCUAUGGUUCACCUCCAGGCGCAACAGUUCCUCUAAAUCUAAGCCCUCUCUGAACCCCACUAUCCCAAAUGUCUCCAAGGAAAUCCAGGAAAUACGAAUCGACCAUUCGCGGAACCCAACUCAUUCUGACCCAAAAGUUCAAUUGGCUUCUAAUCCUGAGCCGUUGCCGGAGGCAGAGCCUUUGGCCACUCUGCUUCAGACGGAAGAAGGGAGCCCAGUGAGUGGGCGUCAUAGAAUUCACAUUGAAAUUGGGAAGGACCACCGGAUUUCGUACCCGGAGAAAGGCGGCGGUUCGUCCCACGGCAGCGGAGAAGCUCGGUCAGGCGAUCAGGCACCGUUGGCUGUGCCAGAGGUAUCGCAUUUGGGUUGGGGACAUUGGUACACUCUCAGAGAGCUGGAGUAUUCUACUAAUGGUUUUGCGGAUGAAAAUGUGAUUGGUGAGGGUGGAUAUGGUAUUGUCUACCGUGGUGUUCUCGAGGACAAUACUAUUGUAGCUGUAAAAAAUUUGCUCAAUAACAGGGGACAGGCUGAGAAGGAGUUUAAGGUUGAAGUGGAAGCAAUUGGACGUGUUCGGCACAAGAAUCUGGUGCGUUUGCUCGGCUAUUGUGCUGAAGGAGCUCAUAGGAUGCUUGUUUACGAGUACAUUGAUAAUGGAAACUUGGAACAGUGGCUUCAUGGAGAAGUUGGACCUUGUAGCCCUCUCACAUGGGACAUUCGAAUGAAUAUAAUUGUUGGAACAGCAAAGGGGUUAACCUACCUGCACGAGGGGCUUGAGCCUAAGGUGGUUCACCGUGAUAUCAAGUCAAGUAACAUUUUGCUCGACAAGCAAUGGAAUCCAAAGGUCUCUGACUUCGGCCUAGCAAAGCUUCUCGGCUCAGAGAGGAGUUAUGUGACAACCCGUGUGAUGGGAACUUUCGGAUAUGUAGCUCCAGAAUAUGCUAGUACUGGCAUGUUAAAUGAAAAAAGUGAUGUAUAUAGUUUCGGUAUUCUCAUUAUGGAGAUAAUUUCAGGGAGAAAUCCAGUAGAUUAUAGCCGCCCUCCAGGAGAGGUGAACCUAGUUGAGUGGCUUAAAACAAUGGUUAGUAAUCGAAACGCAGAGGGAAUUUUGGAUCCAAAGUUGCCUGAGAAGCCUUCAACAAGGGCUCUUAAACGUGCUCUGUUAGUAGCUUUACGGUGCGUGGAUCCUAACAUUCAGAAGAGGCCGAAAAUGGGGCAUGUAAUUCAUAUGCUUGAAGCUGACGAGUUUCCUUUCCGAGAUGAUCGUAGAGUGGGACGGGAACCGGGACGAUCGCUUCUAAAGGAAAGGCUCAUGGAAAGGCUUGUGAGUGAAUCUGGAGACAGCAGUGGAUAUGAAAGUGGAGCAACCCAAGCAAGCCAACAUCUAUGGAGAAAGCAAGAACUUGAAGAACAACAGCCUCGUGAACCUCACACUUUAAGGUGAUGUAGACCUUCUCUUUUCGUACUCAGUUGACGGGGAGGCUUCUGAAUGAACUUGUAUGCCCAACUCACAUUAUUAUCAAUCAGGCUACACUAUUCUUCCAAAUGCUGGAAAAAAUCUUAUCAUAAAUUGUUUCCCGGCAGUCCCUCCCCACUGUUGCACUUGUACCGAACAAUCUGUAUAAUGUUUUUGUAUAAUCUUUUGGGUUUUCGGUCUCCCACAUCUUCUAACGAUUAUCAUCACCAAAAUUAGUUAUUUGUAACUGUAAUUACUGCAGUCGGAAGGACAGUUGAUACCUUUUGGGUCAAA
Molecule: messenger RNA, 2210 nt
Organism: Momordica charantia (bitter melon)
Lineage: Eukaryota; Viridiplantae; Streptophyta; Magnoliopsida; Cucurbitales; Cucurbitaceae
Product: putative serine/threonine-protein kinase At1g01540
Biological process (GO): protein phosphorylation
Molecular function (GO): ATP binding; protein kinase activity
Source: RefSeq, a predicted model, not a curated record